Capsaspora owczarzaki ATCC 30864 is the source of this 1378-nucleotide messenger RNA. RefSeq lists its product as hypothetical. NCBI's taxonomy places the organism in Eukaryota, Filasterea, Ministeriida, Capsasporidae. Gene Ontology annotation, molecular function: transmembrane signaling receptor activity; neurotransmitter receptor activity; extracellular ligand-gated monoatomic ion channel activity. Gene Ontology annotation, cellular component: synapse; neuron projection; membrane. The transcript has 6 exons. Gene Ontology annotation, biological process: regulation of membrane potential; signal transduction; monoatomic ion transmembrane transport. The record is from RefSeq and is a predicted model, not a curated record. The coding region runs from base 9 to 1256 and encodes 415 amino acids.
CCCUUUCAAUGGACGAUUCACUGUCGCUGUCCGAGUCGCAGAACAAGCGCCUGCGUGACUUUCACCUCUCCGGCGAGUCGGAAGAGCUUGCUGAAUCCUUGAUGAAGAUCCUCCGCAUCCCAGAGGGCGGCAACCCGCAGCAGAAGCGCGUCGUAGUGCAAGUCUUUGUCAAUCGCAUCUUUUCCGUCAACGACGUCGAAGCCUCCGUCAACCUCGACUUUUACCUCAAGGUCAAUUGGAUUGACGAAAAGUACAUUGGCGUGUCGGACGACGACUUCCAGGACGACGAGCAAAAGUUCGAGGAGGGCUGGUGGGAACCAGGCGUGGAAGUGAGCAAUGCGAUCGAGCUCGAAAAGCUCAUUGAAAAGGACGAGGCCUUCUGGGUCGAGCAUCCUGCGCACGGCAUUCUGGCGUACACCCAGCGUUUCAUCGGCACCAUUUCGACACCCAUGGAGCUCCAGCACUUCCCUUUCGAUUCCCAAAAGAUCCCGAUCGUGUUCGAGUCCUUCCACUGGAAGGCCGAGGACAUGCUCAUGUUCCGCCUCGAAAAGCACGCUGUGCAGUUCAACCCUGGCCCGAACAAGGAGUGGCCGACCAUGAGCAUGGCUGUGACGCUUCCCGAGUGGUACAAGAUGGGCAUCACCCUCGACGACCGCAUCAACUACUACUCGUUCGAAGACCGCAACUACUCGCAGAUUGUCUUUGCCCUCCAUGUCAAGCGCAACUUUAAGUUCUUCCUGUACAAGGUCUAUGCCAUGGUCUUCCUCAUCCAGAUCAUGAACUGGAGUAUCUUUGUGCUCGAUCCCGACCAGCUCGAUGCGCGUAUCGGCAUUGCCGUCACCUUGUUCCUUGCCGCUGUCGCCUUCAACUUUGUCCUCGCUUCCACCUUGCCACGCAUCAGCUACAACACUCGUCUCGAUUGGUACAUUUUGAUUGCAUACGUGUACAUUGUCGUUGCCCUUGUUGAAAGCUGUAUUGUCUUCCUGAUCGCCAAGUACCAUACCGAGUCCGACGCCUGGGACAUUGCUAAAAACAUUGAUUGGGCCUUCCUCGCCUUCUGUCCGUUUAGUUUCUUCCUGUACAACCUGAAGUACUUUAUUUCCGCCUGGCUCUUGUAUCGCAAGGAUCGUUUCAAGCGCUCGUUGGCGCCCGAGCAACUGGCCAAUGCUCCGCCUCGCCAGACCAACCGCCCCCAGCAAUCGAGCCAGGCGAUGGAGAUGACUCGCAAUCCUAUCAGCAAAGCUGCUGCGCAAUAGAGCGAGUUUUGUUGUGUUACUUUCGUGCAACAGAAAGAGAGAGAUAAUGAGUACUUUUGUGUAAGUGAGAAAGAGAAGUUAAAGCCCAAAUAACAACAAUAGCAAACAAAAGGUCAAAUAAC